AUGAUCACCUUCAAGGCUGUGAUCAACGCCAUCUCAUGUCCUUCUUCAACUGGCAGUUCCUUGCUAACUACGCUGGGAGUGUUCCUCAGUUCUCUCAAAAUGUGCUGCCUCCAUUAUCGCCAUUUAAGCGGAGAUGUUGCCAACUGGCUAGACCGUGCUAAGGAAAACAAUGGGGGUCGUUACAGUGAGACCAGUGUGGAAAACGUCAAGAUCCUAGUCAAACUGUUCCCUCUCUUUGGACUUCAGCUUUUAUAUCGAGCUUGCAUUACCCAGAUCCCAUCAGGCUAUUAUCUACAGACGAUGCAUUCCAACUUAAAACUCAACGGCUUUCUCCUGCCAGUAGCAGUGAUGAAGGUCAUCAGUAUACUGCCGGUGCUGAUCUUAGCACCACUGCUGGAGCUUCUGAACACCUGCUACCAGUCUCCAAAGAAAAUACUGCCCUCACCAGCCACAUUUAUAAGCAGUUCCUUGCUAACUACGCUGGGAGUGUUCCUCAGUUCUCUCAAAAUGUGCUGCCUCCAUUAUCGCCAUUUAAGCGGAGAUGUUGCCAACUGGCUAGACCGUGCUAAGGAAAACAAUGGGGGUCGUUACAGUGAGACCAGUGUGGAAAACGUCAAGAUCCUAGUCAAACUGUUCCCUCUCUUUGGACUUCAGCUUUUAUAUCGAGCUUGCAUUACCCAGAUCCCAUCAGGCUAUUAUCUACAGACGAUGCAUUCCAACUUAAAACUCAACGGCUUUCUCCUGCCAGUAGCAGUGAUGAAGGUCAUCAGUAUACUGCCGGUGCUGAUCUUAGCACCACUGCUGGAGCUUCUGAACACCUGCUACCAGUCUCCAAAGAAAAUACUGCCCUCACCAGCCACAUUUAUAAUUAUGGGUCAUGCCUGUGCAGCUCUCUCAGCACUACUGGCAGGGAUCUCCGAAAUCCACAGGAAGAAUUACCCCCAAGUGGAGCAGACAUUAUCAGGAAAGGUCCUGCAUGUGUCCUCUAUGACCUGUUUCCAGCUUACGCCCCAGUACAUUUUACUGGGAGUGGCAGAGGCCUUUGUGACACCAGCAUGCUCUCUCAUAUCCUUCUGUCUGACUCCCAGCAACCUUAGAGGUGUCUCCUUGCAUUUCCUAACCCUCUCAUACGGAGGUGGCUGCUUUCUAGGGGCUUUCCUCGUUCACUUCCUUUAUUUUGUGUCAGGAGGAAACUUCUAUCCUAAUAACCUCAGCAGUGGCAACAUGGAGAGGUUUUUCUUUACGCUGGCCACAUUAAUGGCUAUAAACACACUGGUGUUUUGGAGAAUAUCACAAAGGUACACAGAUCUGAGCGUGGAGCUGAGUAGCGGGGCAGGACACAGUCACCUGUACGAGAAACUCCUGCAGUACAAGACCUGUCUGCGUUUUUAUGACACGUUGGAUCGUUCGGACACCUUGACGUCCAUGGAAACUGUCUUGUAA
Messenger RNA from Sinocyclocheilus grahami, 1443 nucleotides. Its product is annotated as solute carrier family 15 member 5-like. Gene Ontology annotation, cellular component: membrane. Gene Ontology annotation, molecular function: transmembrane transporter activity. NCBI's taxonomy places the organism in Eukaryota, Metazoa, Chordata, Actinopteri, Cypriniformes, Cyprinidae. Gene Ontology annotation, biological process: transmembrane transport. The coding region runs from base 1 to 1443 and encodes 480 amino acids. The transcript has 9 exons. The record is from RefSeq and is a predicted model, not a curated record.